AUGUCUAAUUUAAAUAAUUCUACAUCUAACCUCAAUCAGAUUUUAUUGCUGGGGGAUGAAGUUGUGAGGGCGUUCUUGUCUGUGACCCCAUGUGUUAUCUUCCUCUUUGUCAAUGGGGUCAUGAUUUUUACCUUAAGGAAAAAGACUGUUUUUCAGGAGACCUCCCGCUACAUUCUGUUUGGUCACAUGCUUUGGGUUGAUACACUCAAUCUCUUUAUGAGUGUAGUGUUGUUUAUGUGUGCCACUCGUAGGGUUUCUAUUAUGAAAAUUGUCUGUCUCUUUCUUCUUGUUGCUGCAACAACCCUCUUUCAGGUUUCUACCCUAAAUCUGGCUUUGAUGUCACUGGAGAGAUAUGUAGCUAUUUGUUUUCCUCUCAGACAUGCAAAUAUCACAACUUAUGGAAGAACUCACAUGGCCAUUGUUGUUGUUUGGGCUAUAAGUUUAAUUCAGUCCCUGUCUGAAAUUACAAUUUUCUAUGUCACUGAUUUGACAAACACACCAAUGAAUGUGUUCUGCUCAAGAACCACUCUUUUAAGACUGCAGGUAUAUAAGAAUCUCAAUAUAGCCUUUACUUGCAUAUUUUUUGUGUCUGUGGGUUUUGUUGUUAUCUUUACCUACUCCUCUAUAGCAAUUGUGGCUAAAUCAGCCUCCAGUGAUAAGGUGUCGGCCAAAAAGGCCAACAAGACUGUCCUAUUACAUCUAAUGCAGCUAUGUCUUGGUGCUGCAUCCAUUUUAGUUGGAGUUAUCCAAGAAGUCAUUUAUGUUCAUGCCGACUUUGUAACUUCAGUACGUGUAAUGUAUUUUUGCUUUGUAGUGUUUCAGAUUUUCCCAAGAUGUCUAAGUCCUCUUAUAUAUGGCCUGAGAGAUCAGGCCUUUAGCUAUUUAUUUAAAUACUACUUCACAUUUGGUCUCAAAAAGAAAAACAGUUGUCAUGCAGAGACACAUUAA
Myxocyprinus asiaticus (Chinese sucker) is the source of this 948-nucleotide messenger RNA. RefSeq names its product odorant receptor 131-2-like. Bases 1 to 948 code for a protein of 315 amino acids. Gene Ontology annotation, cellular component: membrane. NCBI's taxonomy places the organism in Eukaryota, Metazoa, Chordata, Actinopteri, Cypriniformes, Catostomidae. The transcript has a single exon. Gene Ontology annotation, biological process: G protein-coupled receptor signaling pathway. Gene Ontology annotation, molecular function: G protein-coupled receptor activity. The record is from RefSeq and is a predicted model, not a curated record.